CAAGGAGCGACCAGUGCGCGCCUAUUGCAUCGGGAACUGUGCGUGGGAGUUGUUCUCUCUCUCUCUCUCUCUCUUUCUCUCCCUCUCCCUCCCAGUUGAAUCCAUUCUUUAUUCGCCACACUCGCCGUCGGACGCGAGGAGUUGGGGCGCACGGGGAGUCCCAUUACCGAGGGGUGGAUCGCGCCGUGUAAGCGUUCGUCCGGCGCGUGCGUGCGCGUGCGUGUGCGUGUGGGCUGCGUGUUUUUAACUCCAGCUGUCAUCUGAGAAAACCGCGGCACUGCUGUGGUGGAGGAACUCACCGGGAAAUCGGCGAGAAACGGCUCUCUGUCCUCUCCUCAGCGGUCUCCUUUUUUUCUUCUUCUUUUUCUUUCCUCCUUCUUCAUCUUUUUGGUUGUUGUUGUUUUUUUGAAAGCUUUCCUUCAAGCCAAUGGACUUGAGAUAGCGAGUCUUACAAUUGAGUGUCGGUUGGUGGCUGGGAGUUGCCGUCGGGGAGCAAUGCGAAAGGAUGCUUGGGAGCAGUGAAGGAUACAGCAGUGUGGCAGCCGGUGAUGCCCCGGAGCUCUGAAGGUUGUCUCUCCUGCUGUGUUUGGAGAGGAAGUCCACGUGCAGCCGUGUGCCGGCGUGACAUCGUCACCUGGAGCCGCCGUCAGCAAAAGAUCAGGCCUUUAGAGUAACCGAUAAGAUGGCGGCCGGGGAAGCGACUGGGCACAGCUACCUGGUGGCUUGCUGGCAGCCCAUUCUGAUCCUGUUGCUGGGCGUGGUGCUCUCUGGCUCCUCUACAGGCUGCCCGUCCCGCUGCGAGUGCAAUGUCCAAGAGCUGUCCGUCCUGUGCCACCGCAAGAAGCUCAUGACGGUUCCCGAGGGCAUUCCUGCAGAAACCAAACUGCUGGACCUCAGCAAGAACCGCAUCAGAACCAUCAACCCAGACGAGUUUGCCAACUUUCCCAACUUGGAGCACCUGGAGCUCAGUGAAAACAUCAUCUCCACCAUUGAACCCGGAGCGUUCAACAACCUUUACGGCUUGCGGACAAUGGGUCUGCGUAGCAACAAGCUCAAGCUGAUCCAGCUCGGCGUCUUCACUGGCCUGAGCAACCUCACGCAGCUGGACAUAAGUGAGAACAAGAUUGUCAUCCUGUUGGACUACAUGUUCCAGGAUUUGUACAACCUGCGAUCUUUAGAGGUGGGCGAUAACGACCUGGUUUUCAUCUCCCACCGGGCUUUUCAUGGCCUGAGCAGCCUUGAGCACCUGAGUCUCGAGAAGUGCAACUUGUCCUCUGUGCCAACAGAGGCCUUUACCCACCUCCACAGUUUGAUCACGCUCAGGCUCCGCCUCCUCAAUAUUAACGUCAUACGGGAUUAUUCCUUCAAAAGGCUCUAUCGGCUGAAAGUGUUGGAAAUAGCCAAUUGGCCAUACCUGGAUACGAUGACCCCAAAUUGCUUAUAUGGAUUAAAUCUCACCUCCCUGACCAUCGCAAAUGCCAACCUGACCACAAUUCCUUAUGUAGCCUUGCGGCACUUGGUUUAUUUGCGCUUUCUUAAUGUUUCAUACAACCCUAUCCAUACCAUUGAAGGGAAUAAGCUCCACGAUCUUUUGCGCCUGCGGGAAUUUCAUCUGGUCGGAGGAAGACUGGCAAUGAUUGAGCCCUACUCUUUCCGUGGUUUAAACUACCUGAAGAUUCUCAAUGUGUCUGGAAACUCCCUGAGCACUUUAGAGGAGUCUGCUUUCCAUUCAGUUGGCAACCUGGAAACCCUUGCCCUGUACGAUAAUCCCCUGGCCUGUGACUGCCGACUGUUAUGGGUUUUCCGGCGACGCUGGAGGCUGAACUUCAACAGGCAGCAGCCGACCUGUGCCUCCCCGGAGUUCGUCCAAGGCAAAGAGUUCAAAGACUUCCCGGAUGUCCUGCAGCCAAACUACUUCACUUGCCGCAAGUCUCGGAUCAGAGAUCGCAAACCCCAGCAGAAAUUUGUUGACGAGGGAGCCAUUGUCCAUUUCGCUUGCAAAGCAGAUGGAGAUCCCGCCCCGUUGAUAAUGUGGCUCUCCCCCCAGAAGAAGUUCAUCACCAGCAAGACAAUUGGAAGGCUCUCCGUGUUGCCAGAUGGCACCCUUGAGGUUCGCUAUGCCCAGAUUCAAGACAAUGGCACAUAUGUGUGUGUGGCUAGCAACGCGGGAGGAAACGACACCUCCCUCGCUCACCUGCACAUUCAUAGCUACUCGCCUGACUGGCCACACCAGCCCAACAAGACCUUUGCCUUCAUUUCAAACCAGCCCGCGGAGACCGGCGCUAACGGCACACGAGCCAACGCCCCUUUCCCCUUCGAUAUAAAGACGUUGAUCAUCGCGACCACCAUGGGCUUCAUCUCUUUUCUCGGCGUCGUCCUGUUCUGCCUGGUGCUGCUCUUCCUCUGGAGCAGAGGCAAAGGCACCACCAAGCACAACAUCGAGAUCGAGUACGUGCCACGGAAAUCGGACGCUGGCAUGAGCAGCAGCACGGUGGAUGCUCCUCGCAAGUUUAACAUGAAAAUGAUUUAAACGGAGCUGUGGAAUAAAAACAAUUUUUUGGAACGAACAUAAAAAAACAAGACAAAGGGAAAAGAAGACAUUUUCUUUCCCCUUCCCCCCCCCCCCUUACGAACUGUGGAUCCUGGUCUGUGAACAAAGACUGAUAUGUUCUUUUUUUCCUGAAUGAAGCGCUAUAGAGGAAGGCAGUUCUUGACUUUUACAGGUGAGAGGGAAUGAAAGCAACUCCACUGCUACAGGGCAUUGGUGGUUUCUCCAAGGCCCGUGGGGGCAUUCAUUGAAAGUCAAAUUUGUCAUAAGCAGUUCAUACUCUUGUGGAUUUAUACUGGAAAAAAUGUAUCGUAACAAGAAAAAAAAUACUUCAAACAGCCAGAAUGCGAGGGGCAGAUUAUAGUUUGGCCAUUGCUGUUUUGUGUCUGUAUCUUUCAUUUAGAGUUUGUUCUUCUUUUUCUUUUUUCUUGCCAAGGUUAGAUGUCAAGUUACGGAUGAGAUUUAUAUGGGUUGACGAGCACAUUUAUACAAAGUUGAGUCCUUCAAACAACAUCAUUAUACUGUGUGCUACAUAUGGUCUGUUUUCUUUCCUAAAGUGAUGAUUGUUCUGUAAUCCAUCAAAUGUACAGUGUCACAAUAUUUGAUUAAAAAUAAAAAAGGGGCAUCUUCCAGCAAUUAGCAGAAAUACACAACAUAGUUCGGCACAAUUAUAAUAUGGCGAAUACAAAACUGUUGUGUGAUGUACAACAGCGGAAUAUACAAGUGCUCGGUAAAUACGUUGAUUGAGUGAUAUACAAAUACAUCUGUGCAACCUUUACUAUUGAUGCCAAUUCUCACAAGUGUAUUUAGAAGUAAUAAUGUUUAAAUAGACAAAUAUAACAACAUUUAGUCUCGAAAACUAGCAGCAAAUCAAAGUUGCUUAAUGCGGCUCUUAAUAUUGGAUUAAAACACGGGGGAAAUGCUCAAAUAUAGCAUUUUACACCCAGUAUAUAUGAUAAUAGUAUCAGUGUCACUCAUCCCUAAUUUUCAGAUGUAACCCAGACGGUGCACACACAUGGAUUGAGGGCAUGAUGCAGACUUAAAUGUGAGAUGUUGCUGAUAUGAUGGGGCGCCGCACCAAGAAUAGAAUCAACAUCUAUCCUACGGCUUUACCGUGCAGUCGAAGCGGUUAUCCCUGAUGAAAACUAUGAUGUAAUGCAAUUAUUUUGUGCUCAACAUGAUUGUGUGGAAUACAAGUUGUGGUGCUCACAUUUUUUAAAAUAUAUAUGUAUAUAUAUAUAUAUAUACAAUAUAUAUAUAUAUAUAUAUACAAAUAUAUAAAUAUAUAUAAUGUGCUCCUCAAGCUGUAGAAUAAUUUCUUUCAUCGUUGGUUAUAUUUUCUGGAUUGUUUUAUGAAAUCAAAGAUUCAUUUAUGCCGAUGCUCCCCAUGUCAAAGCCGAGGAAGUUCUACUUUCCAGGAUAAUUUCCAGAUUUGCUACCCCCCCACUUCGGAAAUGUUUUGUCAGGUGGAAAAGAACUGUGCGUCGGACGCUCCCAGUUGGUCCUGCAUACUGGAUCUGAGGUGACAGCCUUUCCUUUUUCCAAGUACACACCGUGGACAGCUGGGCUUUGCAAACGUGUGUGAGGAUAAAGGCUGAGUUAUUUAUGAUGGGUGACUUUACAGACAACGACGCAGUAAUGGGCUGGAAGUAUGGACAGAAUAUGCAGAUGGUUGGAGUGACACAGAUGGUUUCACCCAUGGAGCAAUCUGACGCAGCUUUGGUGUAAUCCGUUUUGCAUAUAGGAAGAAGAAGAAAAAAAAUCCCUGGAUAUGGCUCAUGGUUCUCCCUCUUGCUGAUUAUGAAUGCUCUCUUUGUUCAAAGUGUGGCUACUGUAUCGAGCCUUUUUUCAAAUCCCGAGUGACAGCGGGUAUCUGUUUAUUUUAUUGUUUUUGUUCCUGUUAUUCAUUUUUUUUCAUUAUAUAAUUUUGACCCUGGACUAUAUUGAACAUGUAGUCAAAGCCAACUUUUUACAAGAAAAAAAAGAAAAGAUGCUUAAAAAAGAAAUCUAUGGAAAAUACAUUCAAAUUGUUCUGUGCAAUAAAGGUAAUAUGCAGAUUUUUUUUUUUGAAUUAACAAAAUUUCGUUGAUGUUGAAUUGUUGAGAAUAUGGUAUGUUGUAUUAAACAAUCUAUGGACUUUUUUAAACAUA
Pseudoliparis swirei is the source of this 4698-nucleotide messenger RNA. RefSeq names its product leucine rich repeat and Ig domain containing 1a (gene lingo1a). NCBI's taxonomy places the organism in Eukaryota, Metazoa, Chordata, Actinopteri, Perciformes, Liparidae. The transcript has 3 exons. The record is from RefSeq and is a predicted model, not a curated record. The coding region runs from base 683 to 2530 and encodes 615 amino acids. Gene Ontology annotation, molecular function: protein binding.